AUGGCCGUGGCCGCCGCUGCCCGCCGCGCUCUGUGCGCGCUGCUGCUGGGCCGGGGCCCGGCGCUGCCGCCCGCGCUGCGCCUGCCCUGGCCCCGGGCCCGGCCCGGCCCGGCCCCGGCCCUGCUCUCGGCCCCGGCCCUGCUCUCGGCCCCAGCCCCGCUCCGCGCCGCCCUCCGCGCAUACAGCCAGGUCACGGAUGCUCCGUCCCACGAAGGCCGCCUGUCAGAGGAGAAGCCCGCCUCACCCAAGGCGGAGAGCGACACUGUCUACCUCAUCAGGGCAGAAGGAUUCCCGUUCUCGUGCACCGAGGAAGAUGUCCUUACCUUCUUUGAUAGCUGUAGAAUUCGGAACGGUGAGAACGGGAUACACUUCCUCUUAAACAGGGAUGGGAGGCGCAGGGGGGAUGCCUUGAUCGAGCUGGAGUCCAAAGCAGACGUGCAGAGAGCCCUGGAGAAGCACCUGAGGUACAUGGGCCCACGCUACGUGAAAGUGUUUGAGGUGCACGACAGCGACGUGGAGGGCUUGCUGCGCAGCCUGCGCGACGAGUCGCAGGCCAUGAGCGACGGAGUGGUGCUGCUCCGAGGCCUCCCCUUCACCUCCACCGAGGAGGACAUUGCAGAUUUCUUCUCAGGUCUGAAAAUCACAGACAUUGCUUUCAUUUACCGGGGAGACAGAAGAACAGGAGAAGCUUUUGUGCAGUUUGCCACUCCGGAAAUGGCAGCUAAGGCCCUGCUGCGGCACAGGGAAUAUAUGGGAAGCAGGUACAUAGAGGUGUACGUGAGCAGAAAGCACCAGAUGCAAAGGCACAUGCCCUACAGCAGGCAGCUGACAGCCUAUUCCAGGGCCAGAAGAGAGUAUGAGUCCAUCUCUGAAGACAGGGGCUGGAGAGACACUGUAGGCUCCCACGCUGAAGGAGAAAUCAAACUGAGCAGGGAAGGAACAGAAAGCUCCAGGAACGUUUCAGAGUCUGAGAUUGCCUCAUCACCACCACAGCAUUUUGUCCACAUGAGGGGUUUUCCUUCCCAAGCUAGUGCCCAGGAUAUAAUAAAUUUUUUUGCUCCGCUGAGGCCCACAAGGAUCUUGGUGGAAUAUAACUCCCUUGGAGAUGCCACAGGAGAGGCAGAUGUGCAUUUUGAGAGCCACGAGGACGCAGUCGCAGCGAUGGCCAAGGAGGGGUCACAGAUGGAGUGCAGUGCCAUUGAAUUGUUCCUGAACAAACAUCCCAAGCGACAGGAGAACUGCUAGUGACAGCAGCACAGGUUUGGCCAGGCGAACACAUUCCGUGGAUAUGAGCGUGAAGAUCAGGUCCAAGUGUCAGCAGUCGGCAAGGAGGACAUGCUAAGAUUAGAUCAGCCUUAUGUAAGAGCUUGUAAUAAAUGUGACGUGUGGGGAGCUGCACCAGCUGCAGCGGGAAUGGCCAGGACUCCAGAGUGGAGCAGUCCAGGGCCCCAGGUGCAUCAGGCUGCAUUAAUAAAAUACCAGGAUUGCCAUUUAACAGCUGACUGAUCUAAGACCUCACACAGGUGCACACUGUUGCUCUGAAUCCUCUCAAUACCUCAAGCCCAAGAGGAAUGGGAUGGAAAGACCACUCAGGAGGCAGGAUAUGAAUGAUCAAGGGUUUUUUUUGUGUGGAACAAAAUUAACAUCAGAAAACCUGUCCCCCCCCCCGUUCCCAAGGUCCAGAUGUGAGCCCACCCUGGCAUCACACAGAAUACCUGAGCACAGAGGGAGCUGGCAGCCAGCAGUCCUGCUCCCACCUUCCUAAAGGCCAGGCCUAUGGCGGCCACCAGUGCUGGAGGGGGUCAGCCACCUCCCUGCUUCAUGGAGUUUAAUCCUCCAUUUCCAGUUUAAUGCUCUGUCUGGGUCUUAUUUUCUCCUCUGGGGAUGAGACACACUGGGGUUGGGUGCAGGAGUUCACACUGCUGGAUGUGUACAGUAAGUACUCAAAACUAUUGACACUAAA
Messenger RNA from Agelaius phoeniceus (red-winged blackbird), 1963 nucleotides. It is a transcript of the gene GRSF1, whose product is annotated as G-rich RNA sequence binding factor 1. The record is from RefSeq and is a predicted model, not a curated record. Gene Ontology annotation, molecular function: RNA binding. Lineage: Eukaryota; Metazoa; Chordata; Aves; Passeriformes; Icteridae.